CCAUGCUCAUAUCUUGCCGUCAUUGCACGUCAUUGGAUCAAGUUGUGAAUACUGGUGGAUACAUGUAAAACUUCAUAGUAUCAUGGAGAUCGUUGCCACGAUUGAGUUAAAUUGUCGAUUCUGUGUUUUUACAUCAGUGCGAUACAAUAGCUAAAUGCAAUAGAUGUGAUAUACUUGAAAUUAAUAUUAAUCUUAAACUAUGCAAAUAGCGCGUUUAAAAAUAUAUAAUUAUUUAAACUAAGUGUCGCGUAAGCUCUGCAAUGAAAUUUUAAAGGCUUAGACAAAACUUUUAUCCGUUGUAUCGGACGCCGCUUGAGUUGUGUGGUUAAGAUCUUCGAUCGACACACUAGCUCGAUCUCACUAAAAUGGCAACGGCAGGUUUGGAGGUAAAAGAAGCAGGCAGAGCUCUUCGGGUUCAAGCAGAGGCACCCCAUCUCGUUUCAAUGGGAAGUGGAAGAUUGUCAACAGCAAUUACUCUUCAUCCAUUACCUGAAGGGCAAAUAAUAAUAGGAUCUGAUCAAAGUGCUGACAUUUCUAUAACAGGAACAGGUGUUGAGCUUAUUCAUUGCACAAUUGAAAACCAUAACGGUAUCGUUACUCUUCAUCCUGUAAGUGGGGAUACAUUAGUUGACGGAGUCAUCAUGAACUCACCUAUUAAACUUACUCAAGGGUGUAUACUGUCAAUAGGAAGAUCGAAUUAUAUGCGGUUUAAUAAUCCUGCUGAAGCAAAACAAUUAAAAUCUGUUCUGCCAAAUUCAAGAAUAUCGAUGACGCCCAUUAAUUUCUGCUUAUUAUCCGAAAACUUAUACGAGCAUCUAGAACGUAAACCACCGACAGGACCAAGAAAAUCACUUCGUGAUUCAUGUCUUGAUGAUGAAAUUGGUUUUCAAAGCAAACUAACUAAAUUUGAAAUGCUCGCAAGGCAAAAUAGAAACUGUGUAUCACCUAAGGUCUUUCCAGCAGGUUCAUUAACUACUAAUGUUCCUGCAGUGCAAAUUCUUGGGCAUUCAAGAACAACAAAUUUAAUUUCACUUGGUAAAAAUGAAAAUUCUCCUCUUCGAAAUCUUACCAAUUUUGAUAAAAGUCGAUCAAGUACCCCGAAUCAUAGUAACUCUAACAACCAUAUUAAUUACAUUGACGAACAACAGCAAAGGAUAGACAGCAAAUCUUCAAGUCGCUCAAAUAUUUCUAACUCUGAGUACUGUAUCCCAAUAUCGAAUCAUAAUCAAAUUCAAUUGUAUACUACAACUGAAGCAUUUCUUAAGCAUUACAAACCACAAUAUAAUGAGAAUAAUAAUGGAACUCAAAAUUUGCCGCCACGUUCAAAAUCGUUUAAGCAUGAAAAUAAUUACGAUUUAAUGUCAAGAAGUUUAACUUGUCAAGUAUCUUCUGAGAUAGAUAAAUUUAGCCGAAAAUUCGAUAUGAGCCAAAGCCUUAUCGUAGCUAAGACUACCAUGACAGAAUAUUUUCAAGUAGAUAAGUUUGAAUCCAACCCUAAUCUAUGUAAUCGUCCGACUACUCACGGAUCUCAUUCAUCUGUUAAUAAUAUAAAAAGUAACAUAAAUUUUGGCUCUAGUCCCAAUAUAAAAAGGAUCCAAGCACCCAGUCCAUCAUUUAAUCGUAACCCAAAGUAUAGCGACCAUAAAAAACUUCAUGAAAAUAUGAUAACUCCAAAACUUAGUACAAGUAAUAACUGUUCAUUUCAAGAACUUCAAGAAAGGGAAAUAGAUGCCGAAAUAAAAACAGAGGAAGCACAGAAAAAAAUAAAAAUAGUACAAAAAGAAAGAUUACGUGAGCAAGAAAUUGAAAAGCAAGAGAAAAUACGACUUGAAGAAAUAUUAACGUUGUGUGCAGAGUAUGAAAAGCAAAAUACAUUAGAGAAGCCAAAACAACCAAAUAGGAUUAAAACUAAUGGAUCACUACCUCGAGAUAGGAGACCAGGUCAAAAUUCACCAUUUAAUAGCUCUCAAAACUCUCCAAUCAGCCAAUCUUAUUUUUCCUUUGAUUCUUCGAACCAAAAUUCAUUGCUCAAAAGCUUUCAACAAAAUGGAUCGACUUCUUACAAUACACAAAAUGGAUCGCCUUUACCAGAUAAAUUAAUUUCACCAAAUAAUAAUCGACAAAUAACAUGGCAAAAUAGUUUGACACAAUCGGAGUCCAACUUAACAACUAAAACAUCGCAAUCACAAAUUCUUCAAGAAAUUAAUGAGUUUCAAAAUUAUAAAACUGAUAACUAUAUUGAUACCGGAACAAGCAAUAGCUCACCAUUUAGUUUUGAAAACAUUUCUAUUAAAGAAAAUAUUAAUCAUUAUGAAAAUGUGAUUAAUUUAUCGCAACGAAAUAACAAUCCAAUUUAUGCGACAGUAAAAAAAAAUGGAAAUUUAACUAAUUCAUGUGAAAUUAUUGACAAUAAACUCGCAAUAUCGAAUGAUGACCUUCUAGAAGCUAUUGAACAACUGUCUAUGUUAUCAAAAUCCAAAGAAAUUUAUAGUAAACCAAAGAACAAUAAAAUUGAAAAAAAGAAUACGAAAUCAAAUGAGGUGAAAGCUGAUAAAGAAAAAAAAGAACUUGAAGAUGAAGACAAAAGAAAAUAUAUUGCAUUUUUACAAAAUGAAAAACUCCAUAUUCUUGGAAAUAUGGAUGCCCUCAAACGUGGCAUUACUGAUAUCGAAACACAAGAAGAAGAAAUUAGUCGUGAGCUUGAACUAGAAAAAGCGUUGCUAUCGGCUGAGUAUGAGUCAGAAUCAUUAAAGUUAACAGCUGAUGAGACUGAAAAAAUAAAUAUUCAAAUAAGAAUUAAUAAACUUGAACGUGAAAUGGCAGAAGAUACAUCGAUACAAGCAAAUCUUCAAGCUGAAGCCAAAUGUCGAGUUGAGAAAGUACAUCAAUUAUGUAUUCAAUUAGGAAAUGAAUUAAAAAAUUGCGAUGACAAUAAACAGAAAUUACUCACUGACAAGUUGCAUGUACAACAGGAUGCACUGGAAACAGAAAAAAAAACAUUUGAGGACCUUGAAUUUCAUCAUCUUGAAGAAGAAGCUAGUAAGUUAGCGACUAGAGAAGAAUUGCAGAGGUACUUGAGUGAACUUUCUCAUAAAAUAGAAGAACGAAAAUUGCAACUCAAUCAUUUGGAAUCCCAACGGAAUGAAGCAAAAACGUCAGCAAUGAAAGACUCUAAAACUCUUGAACGUCAAAAAUUGGGACUUAUGAGAAGACUAGAAGAAGGUCGCAACAGAUUACGUGCCAUAGACGAUGAAUUACAAAACUUAACAAAAAAUACUAGAGAAAAUUCUGAAGAAAAACGAUCUCCGAGUAGAGAAGAUUUUGAUAGGAUUUCAAAAGUUACCCAUAACUCACCAAUUGUUAAUAGCCAAGGAAGUUUAGGAAGAAAGACAAUUGAAUCACUUAAAGAAAUCGAAAGGAACCGUCAAUUACAUCUCGCUAAACAAGGAAGUCAAGUUAUAUCAGAAGAACGAAGAAGAGUUGAAGAAUUGAAAAGAAGAGUUCAAGAUGAAGUGCGAUCACAAUGGGAAGAAAGAAAAAUGAAUUGCGCUUCAUUCAAUAGUGUCGAAUCAGGUGAAGAAUCGUCUAAUUAUUCAAAUGGUCCUACUGAAAGCGGAAGUAGAAGUAGUGAUGGUGCAGACAUCGGUAUAAAUGAAAAAAUGUCGCCAUGUAAACUUUCGGAAUUUACUUCACCAAGCCUCGGAACGUCAAAUAAUUCUUUUCCACUUUUAAAAAAUGAGAAUGUGAAAGAUGGUAGAACUUCCUCAAUAGAAGGCGAGCGGGUCAGUAGCGGUAGCAUAGGAAUUACUGAUGGUGACAGAAGUCGUCCACUUUCACAAACCUCUAGCGAAGUAGAAAGUAUCGGAUCAUUGCAAAUUGUAAAACAUCGUGACAAAACGAAACUUCAGCGUCCAUUGACGAGAUAUCUCCCUAUAAAGUCUGAAUCAUUGGACUUGAGACAUCAUAUAGAAACAGCAGGUCAUCAAUUAUCUCUUAUAAACGAUGUAACUAUCGACACAACAACUUGCAGUGGUUACCUCUUAAAAAUGAGCAAAAAAUUUCAUCAUUGGAACAAACGUUGGUUCAUUUUUGAUCGUAAACGAAAGACACUGUCUUACUACAGUGAUAACUCAUCAAAAAAAACUCGUGGACUGAUAUAUUUUCAGUCAAUUGAAGAAGUUUACGUUGAUCACAUGAAUACUGUUCGAUCACCUCAACCAUCGCUUACUUUUAUUAUUAAAACUUCAACAAGAUCUUAUCAUUUGAUGGCGCCAAGUUCAGAAGCGAUGAGGGUAUGGGUUGAUGUUGUAUUCACUGGAGCUGAAGGAUAUCAUGAAUUUGAUCAUCAAGUUUGACUAAAUAUUAAUGUUAUAAUACUUUUAACAGGAUUUCAUAUAAUAAAAAUACAAAGCCUAA
This is a messenger RNA of Microplitis demolitor, 4416 nucleotides long. RefSeq names its product pleckstrin homology-like domain family B member 2. Bases 366 to 4355 code for a protein of 1329 amino acids. NCBI's taxonomy places the organism in Eukaryota, Metazoa, Arthropoda, Insecta, Hymenoptera, Braconidae. The record is from RefSeq and is a predicted model, not a curated record. Gene Ontology annotation, molecular function: protein binding. The transcript has 12 exons.